Molecule: messenger RNA, 320 nt
Organism: Adineta ricciae
Lineage: Eukaryota; Metazoa; Rotifera; Eurotatoria; Adinetida; Adinetidae
Source: the annotation of a GenBank genome assembly
GAUGUAACAGAACGCCGGCCGGCUAAUGAAGACGAACUAUGCGUCUAUACCCAAGAACUUGCUGUAUUAAUAACUUAUCCUGAUCUGUAUCAUCUUGGUGCAUUACCGUAUCUUGUUGGACAUUGUGGAUUAAAAUGUCCAGUAUAUGCAACAGUACCUGUCUAUAAAAUGGGACAAAUGUUUAUGUAUGAUUUACAUCAAAGUCGUUCGAAUAGUGAAGAUUUUACAUUAUUUACACUUGAUCAUGUUGAUGCAGCAUUUGAUCUAUUUGUUCAACUUAAAUAUGAUCAAUCUAUAUCUCUUGAAGAUAAAGGACUAGG